AUGGGUGACAAAGUAAAAGAAGAAAAAGAUAAAAAUUCUCCUCAAGAACCAAUACUUAUUCAAUUAGAUCCUGGAACAAAAGUUAAAGACAAAUGGAUAAUUGAAAAAAAAUUAGGAGAAGGAGCAUUUGGGGCAGUUUAUAAAGUAAAAGAUGACAAAAAUAAUCUUUAUGCAUUAAAAGUAGAAUCUGUAAAAGAAACAGUUCAAAUUUUAAAAAUGGAAGUUGCUGUUUUAUUAGAACUUGAAAAAGCUGAUAAUCGUCAUUUUUGCAAAAUUUAUGAUAGAGGACAGACAGAUGAAUUUAGUUAUGUUGUAAUGACAUUUGUUGGAAAAUCAUUAGCUGAUUUACGUAUGGAACGUACAAGAAAAAAAUUCUCUGUUUUUACAGCUUGUAAUGUAGCACUUCAAUGUUUGGAAGCAUUAGAAGAUCUCCAUAAUAUUGGAUAUCUUCAUAGAGAUGUUAAACCUGCCAAUUAUACCAUUGGAAGAUCAGAAGUUGGAGAAAUAAAAAAAGUAUAUGUUCUUGAUUUUGGUAUGGCAAGAAAGUAUAUUCAUGAAAAUGGAACAAUAAAACAACCAAGAAAACUUGCUGCAUUUAGAGGAACUCCAAAAUAUGCACCAAUGUCAUGUCAUAAAUUAAGAGAAUUUUGUCGUCUUGAUGAUGUAGAGUCAUGGUUUUAUAUGGUUAUUGAAUUUACAAGUGGAUCACUACCUUGGGAUAAAACAGAAAGUUUAGAAGAAAUUUUGAAAAAAAAGAGAUACGCAAGGCAUCCAGAUGGUAGAAAAGAAAUUUUAAGCGGUUGUCCAGAACAAUAUUGGGAUAUUCAAAUUCAUGUUGAUACAGGUCAAUUUUUUGAUGAACCAAAAUAUUCACUUAUUUAUGGAUUAUUAAAAUUAGCAAUACUUCAAACAAAAUGUAAAUCAAAUGAACCAUUUGAUUGGGAAAAGGAUAAAAAGGAUGAAGUAGCUGAACCUGUUUUAAUUCAAUUAGAUCCUGGAACAAAAGUAAAAGACAAAUGGAUAAUUGAAAAAAAAUUAGGAGAAGGAGCAUUUGGUGCAGUUUAUAAAGUAAAAGAUGACAAAAAUAAUUUAUAUGCAUUGAAAGUAGAGUCAGUCAAAGAAACUAUUCAAAUUUUAAAAAUGGAAGUUGCUGUUUUACAAGAACUUGCUAAAUCAAACAAUCGUCAUUUUUGUAAAAUUUAUGACAAAGGAAUGACAGAUGAAUUUAGUUAUGUUGUAAUGACAUUUGUUGGAAAAUCAUUAGCUGAUCUUAGAAAUGAACAAAAAGAAAAACGAUUUUCUCAUCAUACUGCUGCUGCACUAGCUAUUCAAUGUCUUGAAGCUCUUGAAGAUCUUCAUAAUAUUGGAUAUCUUCACAGGGAUGUUAAACCAGCAAAUUACACUAUUGGUAGGGCAGAAAUUAAGGAAGUAAGAAAAGUUUAUGUUCUUGAUUUUGGUAUGGCAAGAAAGUAUAUACAUGAAGAUGGAACAAUUAAACAACCAAGAAAAGUUGCAGGUUUUAGAGGAACAAUAAAAUAUGCUCCUGUAUCAUGUCAUAGACAAAAAGAAUUAUGUCGUUUAGAUGAUUGUGAAUCUUGGUUUUAUAUGAUUAUCGAGUUUACUAGAGGUUGGUUACCAUGGGAACAUUGUCAAAAUAUGGAUGAUGUUUGUAAAAUGAAAAAAGAAUGUCGUGUAAAUUCAGCACAUAAAGAUCUUAUAUACAAUUGUCCAGAACAAUAUACUGACAUUUUAAGAGCUGUUGAUAGUGGAAAAUUUUUUGAUGAACCUCCAUAUGACAGAAUAUAUAAUUUACUAAAAACAGUAGGUAUUAGUUCGAAAAAUAAAGAAUCUGAUCCAUAUGAUUGGGAGAAACCACCACCAAAAAAGACAGCAUAA
Molecule: messenger RNA, 1896 nt
Organism: Strongyloides ratti
Lineage: Eukaryota; Metazoa; Nematoda; Chromadorea; Rhabditida; Strongyloididae
Product: Protein kinase domain and Serine/threonine-/dual specificity protein kinase, catalytic domain and Protein kinase-like domain-containing protein
Exons: 2
Coding region: 1-1896 (631 amino acids)
Biological process (GO): signal transduction; peptidyl-serine phosphorylation
Cellular component (GO): cytoplasm; nucleus
Molecular function (GO): ATP binding; protein serine/threonine kinase activity
Source: RefSeq, a predicted model, not a curated record